Toxotes jaculatrix (banded archerfish) is the source of this 2108-nucleotide messenger RNA. RefSeq names its product glucose-induced degradation protein 4 homolog. The coding region runs from base 206 to 862 and encodes 218 amino acids. Gene Ontology annotation, biological process: negative regulation of gluconeogenesis; proteasome-mediated ubiquitin-dependent protein catabolic process; protein targeting to vacuole. The record is from RefSeq and is a predicted model, not a curated record. Gene Ontology annotation, cellular component: extrinsic component of membrane; GID complex. NCBI's taxonomy places the organism in Eukaryota, Metazoa, Chordata, Actinopteri, Toxotidae. The transcript has 6 exons.
UACUGCUGCCUACGUCGCGCGUCGAAGUCCACUUACUUUUCUGGGAGCUUGGUGCCUGGUAAACUACACCACAGAGGAAUAAGUGGGGGUUUGAACGUUGGUGGGGCCUCACCAGUCCUCCUCCACCUCUUCAUAGACGCCGACAGAGUCCAUCGUCCCGACGGCCAGUGACCGCGGUCGGUGCCCAGUCAGCGAAGCGGGAGCCAUGCCUGUCCCCGCUGGAUACCUUAGCGACUCCCCCGCCGCGGCCUUCGCAUCCUCGGCCUCGCUUAUCCCGCCACCUCCGAUAAACACUCAGCAGCCCGGUGUUGUCACCUCGCUGCUGUACAGCGGCUCCAAGUUCAGGGGCCACCAGAAGAGCAAAGGGAACUCUUACGACGUGGAGGUUGUUUUGCAGCAUGUCACCAUGGAGGAUUCCUACUUGUGUGGCUACCUGAAGAUAAAAGGACUGACCGAGGAAUACCCAACUCUGACCACGUUCUUCGCUGGAGAGAUCAUCAGCAGAAAGCGGCCAUUUCUCACCCGGAAAUGGGAUGCAGAUGAAGAUGUGGAUCGUAAACACUGGGGCAAGUUCCAGGCCUUCUACCAGUACGCAAAGACAUUCAACUCUGAUGAUUUCGACUAUGAGGAUCUGAAGAACUCAGACUAUAUUUUCAUGAGGUGGAAGGAGCAGUUUCUGGUCCCAGACCACACAAUCAAAGACAUCAGCGGAGCUUCCUUUGCUGGAUUUUAUUACAUCUGCUUCCAGAAAUCCACAGCAACGAUCGAGGGCUACUACUACCACAGGAGCUCUGAAUGGUACCAGUCUCUAAACCUCACCCACGUCCCCGAGCACAGCGCAGCCAUCUAUGAGUUCCGGUGACCCCGGUCGGCAUCGUGGGCAUCUUUUUUUUUUUUUUUUUUUUUUUGUGAUGGACAAAGACUUGAGGCAAAGCAGAGGUCUGCGGAUGCUACUGAGGAAAAGGAGAACAAACUCUUACAUGUUCUCAAUAAGUGGAUGGACAGCUGAUUGAUCAGUGGACGGGACAGGACAAAUGAAUGUAUGUGUGGAUGAGACGAGAAGACAGAGCCGUUGCGCUCCCUGGCUGGAGCUUGUAAAGUUAGAACCAGCAGCAGAGACUGGGUGUGGUUCAUACCGUGUACCCUUUUCUUCAUUUGUUUUAAUGUCUGGUUUAAAAAACAAAAAAAACAAAAACGCUUGGCACAGUAUCUCGAGACACUUUAUAAGCUGAGUUGGGAAUUCCCCCUCUUGUUUUGCGACUAGAAACGUUUCCAGCUUUUCAUCCAGCCGAUGCUGAAUGAGCUACAUAAAUAUAUUUGACUACCGUUGGACAAGGAUUCCUCCGAGGAGUCUGCUCCUAUAAACACAGUCUUUAAAGAAGUAAAUCACCACGUCUGUCCGUGUGGAAGAAGAGCAAGGGAGAGGUUUUGGUUUGUGAUUAGAGCUCUUCAGGUUGUAGGAUUGGAGCUUUAAUCAGCCCAUAAGCUAGAAUAACAGUAUUUUUUUGUAAAGCUAAGCUGGUUCUUUGUUCGUCUGCCAAGAGAAAGGACGCAGAGUGGCACUUUUAAAGGCUGCAAUGAGAGUGAUACACAAAACCAACUUCCCCCCUGUGUUCAUAAAACUGCUUGGGAGAUUAUUAUCACAUGUGAUUGCUGUGGAUCUUGUUCUAUUUGAGUUACAUUUGCACAAAGAUGACUAUAUGUUAAUAAUAAUGCUUGUAGUCAGGAUUUUACACUCACAUGCCCCAGCACACAAGCUUCAGAAUGGCAGGUCUAAGUUGUUUUUUUUUUUUUGACUGUUUUUUUAAAGGGUUUGGAGCCAAAACAAUCACAUAAAAGUAUUCAGCAAGAGUAUUUUUUACCCUGCACUCUGCAUUAAACAAAGAGCUUUUUAACUCCUUAUGUGUCAUUUUAAAUUAAGAUCCCCACUACCCCGACAUUUAUGUCUCCUCGACUAUGCAACGCUUUCAACAUAGCACUCUCCAACAUAAAACCUUCAGUUUCCAGAGACAAAAUUUUAUUCUAUCCUCAUAGUAUAUGAAAAAAAAAAUUCUAUCUUCCUUGAAAAAAGUAUUUUUGUUAAAUUGCCUAUGAAAAAACAUCUCCUC